AUGGCACAAAACGGUCCCCAUGACCACCACCAGGGCGCCGCCGCCGCCUCCAACGAACGCAGCUUCACGCCGCCGACGACCAUGACCUUCCUGGGUCCCGCUGAGAACCACAACGGUGGAUCCAGGAUUGGCAGCCCGGUGGGCAUGGAUGCCAGAAAGGGGAAGGACGGCGUCCUCCCGAAUGCCAUCCAAGGUGAAGAGCAUGGUUCAGCUGGCGGCGGUGAGGCCAACGCCGACAAGUCCAAAGGUAAGCACCCAGCAGUCAGGGAAGCUGCCACCGACGCCGCUGGACAUGGCCUCCCGGGUAAGGGCUCCUUAGCUGCUGACGACGGCGGCGACGCCAAGGCGCACAUCAUCACGGAGCGAGAGCGCCGGAAGCGGAUGAAGGAUCUGUUCACCAAUCUGCACGCGCUCAUGCCCCACGUCCCCACGAAGGUCGACAAGGCGACCCUGGUGGGAGAGACGAUCCACUUCAUCAGGGCCCUGGAGCAGACGAAGGUCCAGAUGGAGAGGCGGAAGCAGGAACAGGCGCUCGCGCGGCAAGCCGCCGCCGAGGCCGUGGUGUCGAAUGGCUGGGGCCCAGCUGUGCCGCAGCAGAAGCAGCAGCAGCAGCUUGCUGCGGCCGCGACAGCGCCGCCGGCACCAUCACCACCGCUCGCCGUGGCCACGGGGCCUGCCGGGUUCCAGACAUGGUCGGCGCCGAACGUCGUGCUGAGCGUGUCGAACGAGAAGGCGAUCAUCAACGUGUGCCUGCCGCGGCAGCCCCGCAUGCUGAGUUGCGGACGCUGGUGA
This is a messenger RNA of Panicum virgatum (switchgrass), 792 nucleotides long. RefSeq names its product transcription factor bHLH95-like. The record is from RefSeq and is a predicted model, not a curated record. Bases 1 to 792 code for a protein of 263 amino acids. Gene Ontology annotation, biological process: regulation of DNA-templated transcription; endosperm development. NCBI's taxonomy places the organism in Eukaryota, Viridiplantae, Streptophyta, Magnoliopsida, Poales, Poaceae. The transcript is spliced from 2 exons. Gene Ontology annotation, molecular function: DNA-binding transcription factor activity; protein dimerization activity.